Messenger RNA from Gloeophyllum trabeum ATCC 11539, 1430 nucleotides. RefSeq names its product phosphoglycerate kinase. Bases 39 to 1289 code for a protein of 416 amino acids. NCBI's taxonomy places the organism in Eukaryota, Fungi, Basidiomycota, Agaricomycetes, Gloeophyllales, Gloeophyllaceae. Gene Ontology annotation, cellular component: cytosol. The record is from RefSeq and is a predicted model, not a curated record. Gene Ontology annotation, biological process: glycolytic process; gluconeogenesis. Gene Ontology annotation, molecular function: ADP binding; phosphoglycerate kinase activity; ATP binding. The transcript is spliced from 8 exons.
AUCGCCCAUACAUCGAUUCCACUUCAACGCCGUCCGCAAUGUCGCUCUCGAAAAAACUCAGCAUUACUGACCUCGACCUCAAUGGCAAGCGCGUUCUCAUUCGCGUCGACUUCAACGUCCCCAUGCAGGACGGCAAGAUCACGAACCCGGCGCGUAUCGUCGCUGCUUUGCCCACCAUUAAAUAUGCCCUCGAACAUGGCGCAAAGACAGUGACCCUCAUGUCCCACCUCGGCCGACCCGACGGCAAGGUCGUCGCCAAAUACUCCCUGGAACCCGUGUCCAAAGAGCUUGAGAAGCUGCUCCACAAGCCCAUCACCUUCGUUAAGGACUGCGUCGGUCCCGAAGUCGAGCAAGCCGUCAACUCCGCUUCCCCCGGAUCUGUCAUCCUGCUCGAGAAUCUGCGGUUCCACAUCGAGGAGGAGGGCUCGGUCAAGAACAAGGACGGCACCAAGACCAAGGCCGACCCGACCAAGGUCAACGAGUUCCGCGAGGGCCUGACCAAGCUCGGGGACGUGUACAUCAACGAUGCCUUCGGUACCGCGCACCGCGCCCACUCGAGUAUGGUGGGGGUGAAGCUCCCGCAGCGCGCCGCUGGCUUCUUAAUGAAGAAGGAGCUCGAGUACUUUGCGAAGGCCCUUGAGCACCCCGAACGGCCGUUCCUGGCUAUCCUCGGUGGCGCCAAGGUAUCGGAUAAGAUUCAGCUCAUUGAUAACAUGCUGGAUAAGGUCGACUCGCUCAUCAUAUGUGGCGGAAUGGCCUUCACCUUCAAGAAGACGCUCAACAACGUCUCGAUCGGUAACUCCCUCUUUGACGAGCCAGGCUCCCAUAAGGUCGGUGAGCUUGUGAAAAAGGCCCAGGAGAGAAAGAUCAAGAUCGUGUUCCCCAUCGACUACGUUACCGCCGACAAGUUCGAUAAGGACGCGAGGACUGGUGUUGCCACGGAUGAGGAAGGUAUCCCGGACGGAUGGAUGGGCCUCGACGCCGGACCCAAGAGUCGUGCUCUGUACAAGGAGACCGUCCUGCAGGCAAAGACGAUUCUCUGGAAUGGUCCUCCGGGUGUCUUCGAAUUCCCGGCGUUUGCUGAGGGCUCAAAGGCACUCCUGGAUGCGACCAUCGAGGCUGCCCAGAAGGGCUCCACUGUCAUCGUGGGUGGUGGUGACACUGCCACUGUCGUUGCACAGUACGGUGCCGAGGACAAGCUGAGCCACGUUAGCACGGGUGGUGGUGCCAGUCUCGAGCUACUCGAGGGAAAGAGCCUGCCUGGCGUCGCGGAGCUCAGCGAAAAAUGACUGCAGAGGCCAGCGGCCUUGUAGAAGUCCUGGGGGAUGUUUUGUAUGCUAUAGAAGAAGUACCAAGGAAGUUAUCAUUAUAGAGUAACGAAAAGAAACUGUACAACAAAUAUCAAUAUUGUACCUUUGGUUCCUUUGCUC